Kwoniella shivajii is the source of this 1302-nucleotide messenger RNA. RefSeq lists its product as uncharacterized. Gene Ontology annotation, molecular function: 3-beta-hydroxy-Delta5-steroid dehydrogenase (NAD+) activity. The coding region runs from base 1 to 1302 and encodes 433 amino acids. The transcript has 3 exons. Gene Ontology annotation, biological process: steroid biosynthetic process. NCBI's taxonomy places the organism in Eukaryota, Fungi, Basidiomycota, Tremellomycetes, Tremellales, Cryptococcaceae. The record is from RefSeq and is a predicted model, not a curated record.
AUGUCAUCCGAAUCAUAUCUUGUCGUAGGAGGCUGUGGGUUCUUGGGAAGACAUAUCGUUGAGCAACUGCUGGAAAGAGGAGAAAGUCAGGUAUCUGUAUUUGAUAUCGUACAAAGGCAUUUCGAUAACAAUGUCACUUUUUACAUUGGUGAUUUGUCGAAACCAGAAGACGUUCAAAAUGCUCUUCACAAGUCCCAAGCGACCGUGGUGAUUCAUACUGCUUCACCUGCACAUGGGAUGGGAAAAGCUAUUUACGAGAAAGUGAAUGUUGAAGGUACACGAACACUUUUAGAGGCAAUCCAACAAUCUGAAUCAACGGUUGGCAAACUGGUAUACACUUCAUCCGGAGGUGUGAUCUAUUCUGGAAAAGAAGAUAUCACCAAUGUAGAUGAAAGGGUUAAUUAUCCAUUGGUACCAUUAGACGCCUACAAUGCUACCAAAGUAGAAGCUGAAAAAAUGGUUUUAGAUGCGAAUGGACAAGGUGGAUUAUUGACUUGUGCGAUCAGACCUGCAGGUAUAUUUGGACCAGGUGAUAGACAAAUGAUAUCAGGAUUUUACGGAGUGAUCAAGAACGGUCAGACGAAAUGGCAAAUUGGUGAUAACACCAAUUUGGGUGAUUUCACGUUUGUCGGAAAUGUUGCAUAUGCACAUUUAUUGGCAGCUGAUAAAUUAGAAAAUAUAUAUCCAUAUUCAAGUUUAAGAGAUCCAAUUCCGUCAAUUGAUAUAUCCUUAGGAAAUCAUAAAAUUCCAACAUCUUCAGCUAGACCCAUAGGACCAAACACGAAUCCCACAAAAGAGGAUUUGGCUAUAGCUAAGAAAUUCAAUGAUCGUCAAAUUGAUGAAGGCGAUAUCAGACCCGUUUUAAGAACUAAAAUGGAUCAAUUCGCAAAUGAAUCUUCAAAGGAUGAACAAGGUGAAGAAGGUGAAGGAAUUCCAAUUGCAGGUCAAGCUUAUUUCAUCACAAAUGGUGAACCGAUAUAUUUCUGGGAUUUCGCAAGAACCAUUUGGAAACAAUUAGGUCAUACGCCCCCUUAUAUGAUUGUUUUGCCCACUUUCUUGGGUCUGCUGUUAGCUACUUUAGCUGAAUUAUUCUCAAAUUUUACCGGUAAAGAACCUGGUUUUACAAGAUUUAGAGUCAGUCAAGCUACGCAACAAAGAUUUUAUGAUAUUGAAAAAGCUAGAAGAUUAUUAGAUUACCAUCCUAUAGUUGGUUUAGAUGAAGGUAUGAAGAAAUGGACAAGUUGGUACGCUACUGAAUUGGAAAAACAAAAACAAGCGGUAGAAUCGGAAAAAACAAAGUAG